Aureobasidium musti is the source of this 1974-nucleotide messenger RNA. The record is from the annotation of a GenBank genome assembly. NCBI's taxonomy places the organism in Eukaryota, Fungi, Ascomycota, Dothideomycetes, Dothideales, Saccotheciaceae.
AUGGCCGACACAUAUCGCCCCAUAGUAGCAGUGGUCGACUUCCACCACCAGCGUCUAGUNGGUCCAGAAGUCGAGCGAUGGGUAGGAGUAGACCAAGGAUACGAUCCCGCCAUUGACAACGACUGGCAGCUGCUGCCCUUCCUCGCCUUAUCUGACGGUGCCCACGCUGCUACAGAGGACUUCUCGUAUUUUACCCUCGUACUGAAGAGCACACCCGAGCGUUCGCUCUUCGGCAUCAGCUGUACCCGCCAGCUCGACUCGAGAGAGCUGCUCAACAGGCCUGCAGAUGUCACUCGCAGCACCGUCCAGAAGGCAGUCGUCGUCAUUACCGAGAACCCGCAAACAUUCACCGCCAUAAGAGAGAAGCUCAGUGUUGUGACAAAGGCUUGGUUUGCACANAAAAGUUUGAACAAAGGCUUCGGCAGUCAGGAAGAUGAUAAAGAUCUCUACUUUGGUAAGCCUAUGAUUCGGCGAUCUUUAUCGCACUGCCUAUUGACAUACCUCGAACANGGCUUGUCCAUGCGCGAGCUGAUUCACCAGUUCAAAUGGCAGACUCUGGUCUUAUUCAAAUGCUUGUUAUUGCAGCCAAAGGUAGGCUCUACCAACAUCCCAAGAGAGGACAGUGCUGAGAUAGUCCUANNGAUGCUCUUCUUUGGUUCAAACUGUGAAAAGAUGUGCCUGGUCCAGUUUUCCCUCAUAUCACUCAUACCCACUCUUAUGCGCCAUCUUCGCGAUUGCGCCGAUCCCCGCAUGGAUUAUUAUGCCACACACGUAGAGAAGCCUACCUCACUGAGGACAAGCGAACGCGCUUCGCUCCUGGCUUACAUGGGAGUGCCCUUGCAAAUCUUUGGAAAGGGCAGUCUGUUUGGUCCAUAUACGCCAUUGCAACAGCUCGACACAUUGGCUGACCAAGACACAAAAUCGUAUGUUGUCGGGUCUACUAACCAACUGCUUCUUCAGCAGAAGGAUCGCUAUGCAGAUAUCUUGGUGAACCUUGAUGAUAACACCAUCAACGUAUACUCACCAUCUCUGCGUAAUGCUUUAGCUUUAUCGACGGCAGACAGGCGAUGGAUUGAUUUCCUCACCCAAUCUGUUCACGACACUUGGGACGAGAAGAACCCGAGCCGGCCAAAGGAUAUGGGUUACGCAGGCAGCGAAGAAUUUAUCCGCCUGCAGUUCGAAGAGUACUUGCUCUCCCUGCUUUCGUCCUCGAAAUACAGCCGCUUCGUCUCCAGUCACAAAGGUGACCCCAAAGCUCUACUCUCAGAAGUCGAAGGCGAUCCUUCUGUCGAGUUUGGUAGCGAGUUUAUGACUCAAUGGGCCCUGACUGAGAACUUUGCUCUCUUCGAACGUACGACGGACUCGCACUUGUUCGAUGUCGUGGAGCCGCGACACCCUUGUGCCGGUGGCUUGACCAUCGAAGACGUGCAACGCAGACUUGCUGCUCAAGUCUCGGAGCUACAUCUGGACGAGCGUUGGAGAGGCAGUAAAGAAGCUAUGGGCAAGCAUAUCUCAACAGGCCGCGAACGUGUCGCUGGCGCCAUCAACACACUUUGGGCCGACAUCGAAGUGAUGCGAGAAGCUCAGCGUAAACGUGCUGAGGAAAUGGCUCAAGCACAAGCAUCAGUCCAAGCAGCUUCCUCCCGUGCCGGAGCCUAUCUCUCGUCAUGGGGUGCUUGGGCAUCUGAGAAACGCAAGAAUUGGCAGAAGCCCGAGACUAACAAUGCUCCUGCUGCUCCUAUACCGUUGACUUUGGCUUCUACUGAGAUGUGGUCUGCAGAAUACUCCAGACCUGCAGUCACGAGUGUGUCCGAGUUGAGUAAGGAACGCGCACCAAUCGCAGGCGAAAGAAGUAACGAUGUCAAGAAAGUCGAUCAGGAGGAGGAUGCAGAGGAGGAUGUACAGAGGACACAUCAAGAGGACGUUGCGAACCAAGUAGCGGCAGAAGACCCUUGGGCACAAGAGAAGAUUUGA